Molecule: messenger RNA, 4396 nt
Organism: Erigeron canadensis
Lineage: Eukaryota; Viridiplantae; Streptophyta; Magnoliopsida; Asterales; Asteraceae
Product: protein FORGETTER 1
Exons: 32
Coding region: 254-4003 (1249 amino acids)
Biological process (GO): regulation of DNA-templated transcription
Cellular component (GO): nucleus
Molecular function (GO): histone binding; chromatin DNA binding
Source: RefSeq, a predicted model, not a curated record
CAUAUAGAUGGUUGACACGAUAGAUACUUUAUGUAGUUGUACUAUGCAAUGUAAUGUAAAAUUUAGGCGCAAUAACAAGAGGGAGGAGAUAGGCGCCAAUUAGAUCACCCACACACCCUUCUUUGCCGCUUCCCAUCCCCCCCCACGAUUCCUCCGUCCAUCCCUAACCGCUGUACAUGUAUAUAUAUCUAUCUAUAUCUAUACAUACAUAAUAAUAAUAUCUAUAUAAUAAUUCAGUUUUCGACUGAAUCAAAUGACACAACCACCGGUUUCCCCUUCCCUCCCUCUCAUACAACCACCGCAACCUCCGCCACCGCUACCACCGUUACCGCGGCCGGCCUUCCUUCCGACCGGCGGUUGUCAAGUUCGUUGCGCCGGUUGUCGUAUGAUAUUAACCGUCGGUCCAGGUUUGACCGAGUUUGUUUGUCCGACGUGUCAGAUGCCGCAAAUGUUGCCGCCGGAACUGAUUAGGAAUAAUCCGGUACAGGUUCCGGCUCAUGGAAUCGAUCCGAGUAAGAUCCAACUGCCGUGCGCUAAUUGCAAGGCUAUACUUAAUGUUCCUCAUGGUUUAUCAAGGUUUGCUUGUCCUCAGUGUAAAAUGGAACUUGCUGUUGAUCUCUCUAGAAUUAAACAGUUUUAUCCUCCUCCUCCUGAGGAAGUUAAUGAGGUAGCUAUUGAAGUGGAACGAGAAGAAGAUGGUGGAGGUGUUGUAGGAGAAACUUUCACGGACUACCGCCCACCGAAGGUGGCUAUUGGUCCUCCACAUCCAGAUCCUAUCGUGGAAACUUCCUCUUUAUCCGCAGUGCAACCACCUGAACCAACAUAUGAUCUUAGAACAAAGGAUAACCUGGAAGCUUCAAAAGCAUUAUCAUGCUUGCAGAUUGAGACACUAGUUUAUGCCUGUCAGAGACACCUCCAACAUCUUGAAAACGGAACUAGGGCAGGAUUUUUCCUUGGAGAUGGAGCUGGUGUCGGCAAAGGACGUACAAUUGCUGGAUUAAUAUGGGAGAAUUGGCACCAUGGGAGGAGAAAAGCAUUGUGGGUUUCUGUUGGUUCAGACUUGAAAUUUGAUGCUAGAAGAGAUUUGGACGAUGUAGGAGCAACAUGUAUUGAAGUGCAUGCUUUGAACAAACUCCCUUAUGCCAAGCUUGAUUCCAAGACUGUUGGUAUCAAAGAGGGUGUUGUUUUCUUGACAUAUAGCAGCCUUAUAGCUUCUUCUGAGAAGGGCCGUUCUCGAUUGCAGCAGCUUGUGCAGUGGUAUGGCUCAGAAUAUGAUGGGCUGAUUGUGUUUGAUGAGUGCCACAAGGCCAAAAAUUUGAUACCUGAAGCUGGAGGACAACCAACACGAACGGGUGAAGCGGUUCUUGAACUUCAGGCGAAACUUCCUGAAGGACGUGUUGUUUAUUGUUCAGCAACUGGUGCAUCGGAACCCAGAAAUUUGGGCUAUAUGGUCCGGCUUGGUCUUUGGGGAGCUGGAACAUCCUUUGAUGGUUUCGGUGAUUUUUUAGGUGCUCUUGAUAAAGGAGGAGUAGGGGCACUUGAACUUGUUGCCAUGGACAUGAAAGCGAGAGGGAUGUAUGUAUGUCGGACUCUGAGUUAUAAAGGAGCAGAAUUUGAAGUUAUCGAGGUUCCACUGGAGGCCAAAAUGACGGAGAUUUACAUAAAAGCAGCUGAAUUUUGGGCUGAAUUGAGGGUUGAAUUGCUUUCUGCAAGUGCCUUUCUUGGUGAUGAUAAGCCUAGCUCUAGUCAGCUGUGGAGAUUAUACUGGGCGAGCCAUCAGCGUUUCUUUAGGCAUGUAUGCAUGUCAGCAAAAGUGCCUGCUGUUGUACGCCUUGCCAAGCAGGCACUGAUGGACAACAAGUGUGUGGUCAUUGGUCUUCAGAGUACAGGGGAGGCAAGAACCGAGGAUGCAGUGACAAAAUAUGGGAUAGAACUUGAGGACUUCAUAUCUGGACCUCGUGAGCUGUUGCUUAAGUUUGUUGAAGAGAACUAUCCUUUGCCUGAAAAACCUGAAUCUUUGCCAGGAGAAGAUAGUGUGAAGGAACUUCAGCGUAAGAGGCACUCUGCAAAUCCUGAUGUUUCUUACAAAGGGAGGGUUAGGAAAGCUGCAAAAUGGAAUCCUGCAAAUGAUAAUGAGAGUGAUGAAGAGUCUGAAUUAGCUGAUUCUGGCAAAGAAUCUGUAGAAUCUGAUGAUGAGUUUCAGAUAUGCAACAUAUGCAACUCAGAAGCUGAAAGGAAAAAAUUGCUCCAGUGUUCAUGUUGUGGUCAACUUGUGCAUCCGGCAUGUGUAGUUCCUCCAGAAAUGGAUGCGGUAUCUUCCGAUUGGUCGUGUCAUUCUUGUAAGGAAAAAACAGAGGAGUAUCUUCAAGCAAGACAUAUCUAUCUAGCAGAAUUACUGCGAAGGUAUGAAGCUGCCGUAGAGCGCAAGUCAAAAAUUUUGGAUAUAAUCCGUACGUUUGAUCUUCCAAACAACCCAUUGGAUGACAUUAUUGAUCAGCUUGGAGGCCCUGGUAAUGUUGCAGAAAUAACAGGGCGACGAGGUAUGCUUGUUAGGGCUUCCAACGGAAAAGGAGUCACUUAUCAGGCACGAAACACGAAGGAUGUGACUAUGGAAAUGGUCAACAUGCAUGAAAAAAAACUCUUCAUGGAUGGUAAGAAACUGAUUGCCAUUAUUUCUGAAGCUGGAUCAGCAGGAGUUUCUUUGCAGGCGGAUAGAAGAGCCCUUAACCAGAAAAGAAGGGUCCAUAUAACUUUAGAAUUACCUUGGAGCGCUGAUCGUGCAAUUCAGCAAUUUGGAAGGACACAUCGUUCGAAUCAAGCUUCUGCACCCGAGUACAGGUUACUAUUCACAAAUCUCGGAGGUGAACGCCGGUUUGCUUCCAUAGUUGCAAAGCGAUUAGAGUCCCUUGGAGCUUUAACGCAGGGGGAUCGGCGGGCUGGACCAUCUUUAAGCGCCUAUAAUUAUGAUAGUUCAUAUGGUAAAAAGGCCUUGGUGAUCAUGUACAGGGGACUUAUGGAGCAGGAUACUUUUCCAGUAGUUCCACCAAAUUGUUCACUUGAUAAUCCUGCCACAAUCAGAGAUUUUAUUGAAAAGGGAAGAGCUGCUCUUGUAUCUGUCGGCAUAGUUAGAGACAGCAUUAUUGGUAAUGGCAAGGAUUCUGGAAAGUUUUCUGGCCGCAUAGUUGAUUCAGAUAUGCAUGAUGUUGGACGUUUUUUGAACAGGCUUUUAGGACUGCCACCAGAUAUCCAAAACAGGCUCUUUGAGUUGUUUGCUAGCAUUCUUGAUCAUCUCCUUCAAAAUGCACGCCUUGAAGGACAUUUGGAUACUGGGAUUGUUGAUUUGAAAGCUAACACUAUUGAACUGCAAGGAACUCCAAAGACUGUUCAUACUGAUCAUAUGUCUGGGGCGUCCACUGUAUUAUUUACAUUUGUUAUGGAUCGGGGAAUUACCUGGGAGGCUGCGUCUGCAUUGCUUGGUGAAAAGCAAAAGGAUGUGACUGGCUCUUCUGCAAAUGGUUUUUAUGAAUCCAAGAGAGAAUGGCUUGGAAGAAGACACUGUCUUUUGGCAAUCGAAGGCUCAUCUGGCAUGUUCAAGAUAUUUCGCCCUGCUACCGGGGAAACACUCAGGGAGAUGCCCUUAGCUGAGUUGAAGGACAAGUAUAGAAAGAUAAUGUCACUAGAGAAGGCACACAGUGGAUGGAAGGAUGAAUAUGAAGUUUCAAAUAAGCAGUGCAUGCAUGGUCCAAAUUGUAAGCUUGGAAGCUUUUGUACAGUUGGAAGAAGAAUACAGGAAGUAAAUGUACUUGGUGGCAUAAUUCUACCCGUAUGGGGAACAAUUGCGAAGGCCCUCUCUAAACAGGCCCGUCUAAGCCAUAGACGAAUACGGGUUGUGCGUAUAGAGACAACAACAGAUAAUAAGCGAAUCGUUGGACUUCUUGUACCAAAUGCAGCAGUAGGGUCUGUGCUUCAAGAUCUAGCAUGGGUUCAAGACAUCGAUGACUAAGAUAGACUUUUGGUAGGCCAUUUUUUGGGAUAGCGUUUAUGGAUAAUUGCUAUUAGAUGUUUUUGCUAUCUUCCAUCAACUACAUCCAACAAACAUUUCCAAGGAGUACAGUAGCCAACCGAGUCUUUUGCAGCUGAUAAAUUGAUGUCUGACUUAAUUCUUUUUGCUCGGUUUCAGUUUUUUGUAAUUAUAUUUACCACGGGGAAUUAGUAUUAAUAGGCGUAAAUGUAUAAAAACAAACUUGUAAGGAUGAUGCUUCCACAUUUUCAUCAAUUAUAUUUACAAGCAAACUCAUAAUGGGUUUUAACUUUUUACUUCCUAGAGACUGAAAAUUUUUAUAUUCUGUGUUGUACCGAUAUUCAUAUAUAGUUACAGACUAACACGGUUUCACAA